AAAACCAACUGCGGCCAACGCAUUGGCGGCUAGUCUCAGUUUACAGCUUCAUUGAACUUCAGUUCUAAAGUUAUCCACACCAAGAUGUCUCGACUCUGGACGCUUCUUUCAUUAAUUCUGUUGUGGUUCCGGUUUCAAGACUGUCGGGCGCAUUGUGAACAUCGUUUUGCGCGCAGUCCUUCGGGUGAACUAUUUCACAUCAUUCCUGUGCGCCUCUUUACGCCGGAGAUGCUUCAGGAUAGUGUUCAGCUGGUGCGACAGCCACGACAACAGCAAAUUGUUCAGGAGGUAAUUGUGGAGAAUAAUUUUGGUGGUCCUGGCGGUGGAUUUGGAGCUCCGCCCUUCGGCAGACCGCCUUUUGGUGGACCGCCAUUCGGUGGACCCCCAGGAUUUGGAGGACCUGUUCGUGGGUUUGGAGGCGGCUUUGGCAGCGGUCUUGGAGGCGGUUUCGGAGGUGGAUUUAAUGCUGGCGUCAGUGGCGGCUUUGGUGGUUUUGCACGCAGCUAUGACCAAGAGGAUACACCACAACAACAACAGCCACAGCCGGCAAAGCAACCAAUCGGGUGCAAUGCGCCUAGUAUUCCAGUGCCUCCUUGUGCCCAAAGCUACUUGAUCUCAUGUGAAGCGGUGCUGAAGCCUGCCCCCUGUGCGAGUAGUGGCUAUUGAGAAACCAAAGAACUGAUAUUGAUUUCGUUAAAUAAAAGAGACUCUUAAAACUUA
This is a messenger RNA of Drosophila sulfurigaster albostrigata, 720 nucleotides long. It is a transcript of the gene Vm26Ac, whose product is annotated as annexin A7. NCBI's taxonomy places the organism in Eukaryota, Metazoa, Arthropoda, Insecta, Diptera, Drosophilidae. Bases 85 to 666 code for a protein of 193 amino acids. The transcript has a single exon. The record is from RefSeq and is a predicted model, not a curated record.